This is a messenger RNA of Tremella mesenterica DSM 1558, 465 nucleotides long. RefSeq lists its product as uncharacterized. The annotation marks the transcript as partial. The record is from RefSeq and is a predicted model, not a curated record. NCBI's taxonomy places the organism in Eukaryota, Fungi, Basidiomycota, Tremellomycetes, Tremellales, Tremellaceae. The transcript is spliced from 3 exons.
AGGAUCGGAAAUGGAGCAAAAGCAAAAGAAUCAAGUAUGGAAGCUAAACAACAUCAAAAAAGACAAAAAGAAUUAGAUGAAGAAGCUAGUAAUUGGAUUUUUCACGAAAAUAACCAAUCUUCACCACCUAACACAAUUGACCUUCAUGGUUUAUACGUAAAAGAAGCUUUGGAACGUGUUGAAACUGCGAUUUCAAGAGGACAAAAAAUGAAACAAAAAGAAUUAAAAGUUAUUGUUGGUAAAGGUAUACAUAGUCAAGGACAUGUAGCAAAGGUUAAACCUGCUGUGGAAGGGUUGAUGAUGAAAUACAACCUCUCCGCCCAUCUCGACCCAGAUAAUCCUGGUGUUCUCAUCGUUCAUCUUACCGGAUCGGACGGGAUGAACCCCAAUGGAAAUUCAAGAGAGAUAGGAAGUUUCGUAGAUAAUUUAGGGGAGAAAGGGAAUGAUGGAUGUUUGAUCAUGUGA